CUAGUGAGGAGCCACCGUUAAGAGCAUCUUGUAUCUAACAACAUGAGUAACUCCGAACCCCUGCAACUCGGACUGAUCAACUGCAACAACAAAUAUCUCACUGCAGAGGCAUUCGGCUUCAAGAUCAAUGCCUCGGCCACCAGCCUGAAGAAAAAGCAAGUGUGGAGCCUGGAGCCCGUGGGGGAAGAGGCUGGGGCUGUGCUUCUCAGAAGCCAUUUGGGUCGAUAUCUGUCUGCAGACAAGGAUGGACGGGUGUCCGGAGAGAGCGAGGUGCCGGGGCCGGAGUGCCGCUUCUUGAUCAGUGCCCAGGGGGACGGCCGCUGGGUCCUGCAGUCCGAAGCUUACGGCCGGUACCUAGGAGGGUCAGAAGACCGUAUCAGCUGUUUCUCUCCAUCAGUAUCUCCUGCUGAGAAGUGGGGGGUCCACUUGGCCAUGCAUCCCCAGGUCACCUUAUAUAGUGUGACCCGUAAGAGGUACGGCCGCCUGGGCGCCCAAGGAGACGAGCUGUCGGUGGAGCGGGAUGUACCCUGGGGUCUGGACUCCCUCAUCACUCUACUGUUCCAGGAUAACCGCUACAGCAUCCAGACACCCGACCACCGCCUCCUGGCCAUGGACGGUAGUCUGCACGCGGAGUCGGGUCCGGAUACGGGUUACACCCUGGAUAUUUCAGCCGGGAAAGUCGCCUUUCGGGCUGCCGAUGGCCGGUACCUAACUCCCUCCGGGCCCAGCGGGAAACUGAAAGCCGGCAAGAACAGCAAGGCUGGCAGGGAUGAGCUGUUCGUCCUGGAAAGAAGCUGCCCCCAGGUGGUCCUCACAGCGGGCAACGGGAGGAAUGUGUCCACCAGGCAAGGGAUUGACCUCUCUGCCAAUCAGGAAGAGGAGACUGACCAAGAAACUUUCCAAUUGGAAAUAAAUAAGGACACCAAAAAGUGUGCUUUCCGUACUCAUACUGGGAAGUACUGGACUCUCACAAGCAAUGGAGGGAUCCAGGCAACGGCUUCAAGCCUGAAUGACAGCUGCUACUUUGAUAUUGAUUGGUGUGACCGGCGUAUAACCCUCAGGGGAGGAAAUGGCAAAUAUGUGACUGCAAAGAAGAAUGGACAGCUGGCAGCCUCUGUUGAUGCUCCAGGGGAGACUGAACAUUUCUUGAUGAAGCUUAUUAACCGUCCUCUCAUUGUCCUGAGAGGAGAGCAUGGAUUUAUAGGUUGCCGAAAAAUGACAGGCACUCUUGACUCAAAUCGUUCAAUUUAUGAUGUCUUUCAACUGGAGUUUAAUGAUGGUGCAUAUAAUCUUAAAGAUUCAACAGGGAACUACUGGACCGUUGGCAGCGAUUCCUCUGUUACCAGCAGCAGCCCUAACCCCGUAGAUUUCUUUUUUGAGUUCUGCGACUACAACAAAGUAGCAAUAAAGGCUAAUGGCCUGUAUCUAAAAGGAGACCACGCUGGUGUUUUGAAAGCCAAUGCCGAGACAAUCGAUUCCUCAACGCUCUGGGAAUACUGAUUAUACCGUUUUGCUGGUGCUGAUGUCUUGCUGGGCCUGGUUUAGUAUUAAAUUGGUAUCCCUUGCACCUCUGUCCCUACAAGGCAUUAGAUCUAAACAAACCAUUGGUUGCUGAUGGGUUUCCUAUCUAUUUUUGUAAACUUUCAUCUCUGACCAAAAUAUAAAUUAAGGUGCUAAUAGAAACCAUGUCUCGCAUAAACCCUCCUAAUUCUUAAUCAUGACUUAAAUAAAGCUAGGCUUCAGUGAGGCACAGGUGAUGGAACCAAAUGUUAUGAGAAAUUGCUCUUAUGCAGCUGAAGUAAGUCUACUGCAUUUUAAUGGUGUCUGUCUCUGGCUCUUCUGCCACUUUGAACCAAAGCAGGUAAGGAGACAGACACUUCAGUUAUGCUGAUCUACAUUUUUUAGGUAUAUACCAGAACCAGUGAUUCGGCUUUAAAAUAAUUUGCUUUGGUGGCUGUAGAGCCAGUGACCAGCAACUAUAAUUAUGAACAAAAAAUAAUGUGAAAUAGUCCAAUAUAGACUAGCUAAAUAUUUUGGAACUCCGAAGGCCCCUUUCCUACUAGUGCAUUAAAACAGUCUCCAGUCUAGUUACUAAUUUACAAAGAUUUAUUGGACUCUUCUCUCUGGAAUAACUGGAUUUUUUUUUUUGUGAUCUGGUUUUCCUCAAUUCUGUAAAUUCUGCACACUGAUCUGAAGGCCAUUGAAUUGUAAUUGAUACUAGAAGGAACCAAAACAGUGUUUCAUUUAUUUUUGUUGUGUAUAAAAUAACUUGCAACAUGUAACUGCAGUCUCUGUACUUGGCAUGUCUUAUCUAUGUGAACAGUUUUGCUGGUUGUACCACAAAUCUCAUAUAACCUUUAGGAUAUCCUAAAUAAUUGUCCUAAAGACAUUGUGUGCAUUCGUAGCCCCUGCAUUUCAUCUAGUCCCUGCCAUGCAAUCCUCCCUGUGGCCUUGUUGCUUGGUAGUAUGCAAGAGGAGUAUCUAUGAUAGAAGUGGACUGGAUGCCCAGUGCUUGCUUCCUGACAUCUGGUGCUGGAUUGUUGUUUCCAAUCUUUGAAAUAGUCCUGUGAAACUGAUGCAUACUAAUAGCAAUGUCUAAGUGCCAUUAAAAUAAAAACAAGGUGGAAAAUUA
Molecule: messenger RNA, 2632 nt
Organism: Spea bombifrons (plains spadefoot toad)
Lineage: Eukaryota; Metazoa; Chordata; Amphibia; Anura; Pelobatidae
Gene: FSCN1
Product: fascin actin-bundling protein 1
Exons: 5
Coding region: 43-1500 (485 amino acids)
Biological process (GO): actin filament bundle assembly; cell migration; establishment or maintenance of cell polarity
Cellular component (GO): microvillus; growth cone; lamellipodium
Molecular function (GO): protein-macromolecule adaptor activity; actin filament binding
Source: RefSeq, a predicted model, not a curated record